CGAAGCCCGCAGUGUGGUCCGAGCCGGUGCUGCGCGCGGUCUUGCGUCCCUGCCUGCACUCCUGUGGACCCCGGGACGCUUUCGGGAGUGUCAAAGAGGCAACGUCUCCAAGUUCUUGGAGGGUUUGCGAAGUUUAGCCGAAGAGGAGAUAGCGCCCGGCGUCGCGCCGCCAGAGCCGAGGCCGGGACAGCAGAGCGCGCGUGUCCUCGUAGCCCGCCGGGCCGAGACGGGUGCAGCCCGCGCCCCAGUGCACCCGCUCCGUCUCUCUCUCUCUCUGCCCCGUCAUGGACGGGUUGGAAGAGGCGGAGGCCGACUGCUCCGUAGCGUUCGCCGAGGCUCAAAGAUGGGUGGAGGCAGUAACAGAGAAGAAUUUUGAAAGAAAGGAUUUCCGAGCCUCUCUAGAAAAUGGUGUUCUGUUGUGUGAUUUGGUCAAUAAGCUUAAACCUGGCAUCAUUAAGAAGGUGAAUAGGCUAUCCACACCAAUAGCAGGCUUGGAUAACAUCAGCGUUUUUUUGAAAGCUUGUGAACAGCUUGGAUUGAAAGAAGCCCAGCUUUUCCAUCCUGGGGAUCUGCAGGAUUUAUCCAAUCGAGUCACUGUGAAGCAAGAAGAGACCGAUAGGAGGGUGAAAAAUGUUUUGAUAACGUUGUACUGGCUGGGAAGAAAGGCACAAAGUAACCCCUACUAUAAUGGGCCCUAUCUUAAUUUGAAAGCAUUUGAAAAUCUUUUAGGACAAGCUCUGACUAAGGCACUUGAAGACCCCAGCUGCCUGGCCAGGAGCCGCAGGAGCAGUGUCUGCAGUGAUUUCUGGUAUCCUGAGCGUGUGGAAUUCCCUGACCUUCCUGGCAAUCCAAAGAGAGACAAUACUUUUGAAAGCUUGGACUCUUGGGGGUCUGGAACACUGUCAAGUGGAUUCUCUGACGUCACAUUGAGAGGGGUUCGUGAAGGUUCUGAAAGUGAAACGGAUUCUGAGCUCAUAUUCAAAAUGCAAGAUUUAAAUAAAGAUGAUAUGUCCUAUCGAAGGAUUUUGGCUAUUGAGCCAAAGUCUGCUCUACCAUUCAAUCGCUUUUUACCCAACAAAAGUCGACAGCCAUCCUAUAUGCCAGCACCCUUGAGGAAGAAAAAACCAGACAAAAAUGAGGACAACAGAAGGAGCUGGGCAAGCCCAGUCGAUACAGAAUCAGAUGGAACAUUUUCCAGUAACCAGAGGAGAACUUGGGGCAGCAGUGUGCAGCACUGGCCGGCAGUACAAGGAACUUCAGACUCCUCUUGUUAUUUGGAAGAGGAACAAGAAAAAGCAACAAACGUUCCCAACACUGUCAAGGAUGACCUCUAUGUGCGAAAGCUAAGUCCAGUUGUACCAAACCCAGGAACUUCUGUUGAUCAGUUUCUCCCUAAAUGCUGGAUCCCAGAAGACGUGAACUGGAAAAGACUAAAAAGGGAAACUUAUAAGCCAUGGUAUAAAGAAUUUCAGGGAUUCAGUAGAUGGAAUUCAGACUUGGAGGAUGACGACUCGGGUUGUGACAGAAGCUCCAGCAUUUUCAGUAAAAUACAAAGAGCAGAGCAUAGGCUAGACAGCAGCCGUCAACGACAUUUACUCUUGUUGGAACUGGCUACCAGACGGGCCGCAAAAUCACGGGACACACACCCAGCCAGGAGAGGCAGCGGUGCUUCGGACGAGCCCAGUCAGUUUUUAUUGCUUCAGGCUUUCCAAACAUACUCUGAUGACAUCUUGUCUUCUGAAACAAAUGUCAGAAUUGAUCCCACUUCUGGCCCAAGGCUCAUAACACGCAGAAGGAAUCUCUCUCAGGCGCCAGGCCAUGGAAGAGGGGACUUGGAGUUGUCAGCCCUGGAUCCUGACUUGCAGAAUGAUGACUUCUUUGUCAGAAAGACUAGGGCUUUCCAUGCAAAUCCGUGUGUUCUCCGAGCCUUUGAGGACUUUCGAAGGUACUCCGAACAAGAUGAUCCUGUCGAGCGAGAUAUAAUUUUGCAAUGUAGAGAAGGGGAACUUGUACUCCCGGAUUUAGAAAAAGACGACAUGAUCGUCCGUCGAAUGCCAGCACAGAAGAAAGAAGUGCCUCUAUCUGGGGCCCCAGAUAGAUACCAACCAGUCCCUUUCCCUGAACCCUGGGCUCUUCCUCCAGAAAUUCAAGCCAGAUUUCUCAGUGUGCUUGAAAGGACAUGUCCCUCCAAAGAAAUAAGUACUAGCUGUAGGAUAUUAGUUCCUUCAUAUGGGAGGAAGAAAGAUGACAUGUUGGCUCGUAAGAUCCAGUCUUGGAAGCUGGGGAUGACCGUGCCUCCUGUGAGCUUCACUCCUGGCCCUUGCAGUGAGGCCGACUUAGAGAAAUGGGAAGCCAUCCGUGAGGCCAGCCGGCGUCGGUACAAGAAGCGGCUGAUGGUGGAGAGACUCUUUCAAAAGAUUUAUGGUGAGAAUGGGAGCAAGUCCAUGAGUGAUGUCAGUGCGGAAGAUGUGCAACAUUUGCGUCAGCUGCGUUAUGAAGAGAUGCAGAAAAUAAAAUCACAGUUGAAAGAGCAAGACCAGAAAUGGCAAGAUGACCUUGCAAAAUGGAAAGAUCGGCGGAAAAGUUACACUUCGGAUCUACAAAAGAAAAAGGAGGAGAGAGAGGAAAUUGAAAAGCAGGCUCUUGAGAAGUCUGCAAGGAGCUCCAAGACGUUUAAGGAGAUGCUGCAGGACAGGGAAUACGAACAUGAGAGGUCUACAAGUACGCUAAGAAAAAUGUAUUCUUCUGAUGAUGUGUUCAACAAUGAAGAGCUGCCCACAAGACUGACUGUGUCAGAAGCAAUCUAUCAGAGUGAGACAGUGCAAAAGGAGCUAGCCCCUACAGUAACUCUGUCAGAAGCAAGUUACCAGAGUGAGAGAGUUGAACAGAAGGGCCCAACAUAUCCUAUGGAAAUUCCUGGAGAAGAUUCUACAACUUUCUCAAAGAGAGAGGACAGUGUGCUAGCUGAAUUCCAGCUUUCCUCGCAGAAGCCGGCAGGAGAGCGUCCACCUUAUGUAUCUCCUGAUCAUGCACUGAACACACAAAUGGAGGCUCCUCGAGUUUCAGCUUCUCUCCCCAGGAGCUACCAGAAAACUGAUACAGCCAGGUUGACAUCUGUGGUCACAGCGAGACCUUUUGGCUUCCAGUCAAGGGGAACCGCAUCGCUCCCCAGAUCUUACACGAUGGACAAUGGUUGGAAGUAUAAUGGAAAUUUCAGAAGCAUCAAGAGCAUUCAGAACAGUUCGGUCAGCACCUCUGUCCCCAAAGUUGAAACAAGCCACCUGUCUGCAAGUGCGUCCAUUGAGAGACAGGCAGCCACAGAAGAUGUGAUGAGGCUGCCUUCUCCUACACCCUCCCUCUCGUCCUUAUCCCAAGACCAGCCUGACACCUCUAAAGCCACAUCGUCUUCAGUGUCUGGCAUUGAUUCAAAGUCUGAGUUUGGACAAGAGAGAUACCCUCUACAAGGAGAGGUUUCCAGCUCACUGGAUCAGUUUAGUGAUAUGAGAAUCAGCAUAAACCAGACGCCUGGGAACAGUGUUGACUUUGGCUUUACAGUAAAAUGGGACUUUUCCGGGAUCUUCGUAGCAUCAGUUGAAGCAGGCAGCCCAGCAGAAUUUUCUCAGCUCCAGGUUGAUGAUGAAAUUAUUGCCAUUAACAACAACAAAUUUUCAAAUAAGGAUAAAAAAGAGUGGGAGGAAGCCAUGGCUAAGGCUCAAGAAACUGGAAACCUAGUUAUGGAUGUCAGACGCUAUGGAAAGUCUGACUGGGGCAAAGACCAGCCUUCCUUGCCAUUUACACGCCAUAAAAUUCUGAAUCUCACCAGUAUGGCUACCAAAAUUAUAGGUGCACCUGAAACAAAGUGGAUCGAUACAACUUCUGGAAUUUACAGUUCUGAGAAGUCUUCGAGUGUGUCAGUAACAACUGAUUUCUCUGAAAGCCUUCAGAGUCCUAAUACUGAAUCCAAAGAAAUCAAUGGGAUUCAUGAUGAAAGCCACAUUUAUGAAUCAAAAGCAAGUGAACCCAUAUCUUUGAAAAACUUAAAAAGGCGGUCACAAUUUUUUGAACAAGGAAGCUCUGAUUCUGUGGCUCCUGAUCUGCCCGUGCCAACUGUUAGCACGCCCAGUCGCUGGGCCUGGGAUCAGGAGGAGGAGCGCAGGAGGCAGGAGCGUUGGCAGAAGGAGCAGGACCGGCUGCUGCAGGAGAAAUACCAGCGUGAGCAGGAGAAGCUGAGAGAAGAGUGGCAAAGGGCUCAACAGGAGGCUGAGAGGGAAAACUCCAAGUACCUAAAUGAGGAACUGAUGGUCCUGAACUCACACAGCGUUUCUCUGACUGCUCGAGAGCCCACAGUUGCCACCUGGGAGGCAUCCUGGAGUGAAGGGUCCAAGUCUUCGGACAGGGAAGGAACCCGUGCUGGCGAGGAGGAGAGGGAUCAACAGUCAGAGGACGUGGCUCUCGAGGAUCAGAGAAAGCAACUGCAGGAGCAGCUGGUGCUUGAGAGAGAGAGGAAAUUGAGGGAGCAGCAGCAGUACCAGGAGGAGCUGGAUCGGCGGCAGCAAGAGGCCGAGGCCGAGAGGCGCCGGGUGGAGGAGCAGCGGCAGCGAGAGGCCGAGGCGGAGGCCCAGAGGCAGCAGUACCAGGAGGAGCAGGAGCGACGGCAGCGAGAGGCCGAGGUGGAGGCCCAGAGGCAGCAGUACCAGGAGGAGCAGGAGCGACGACAGCGAGAGGCCGAGGCAGAUGCCCAGAGGCGCCGGGCAGAGGAGCAGAAGCACCUGGCAGAGAGAGAGAGGGAAACGUCCAUCAGAAUUUACCAGUACAGGAGGCCCAUUGAUUCCUAUGAUCUGUCAAAGACAGAGGAAGAAUCUUCAGGUUUGCUUCCUACUGACAGGAAUAAAUCUAAGUCUACUACUGAACUGCAUGAGAUUUCCCCAAAUAAAAAUGGAAGCAGCAGAUAUUUAGACCGCAGUGGGGAGACUAGUUCUUCCCAAAGGAGCUACAAGAAGGACCAGGGCCCAUCAGGGGCCGAGUUGGAGAGACAGCAAAUCCUCCAGGAGAUGAGGAAGAAAACGUCUCUGCACAACGACAACAGCUGGAUCCGGCAGCGCAGUGCCAGUAUAAACAAAGAACCCAUUUGUCUGCCAGGCAUCAUGAGAAGAGGUGAAUCCCUGGAUAACCUGGAUUCCCAGAGAUCCAGCUCUUGGAAGCCGACCUCGCGGCUCAGUCAGUCCACAGGAAUCCACGCGUCCUCCUCUGUUCAAGACUUUAGUCACCCACCACCCCAGCUGUUGUCCACAUCCAACCGUGCCUACCUGCGGAACCCAUCCUCCAGUGUGCCCCCUCCCGCAGCUGGCCCUGGGAAGCCCACUGCCCAGACCCCCACCCUGCACAGCCAGUCGGCUUCCACUUCCCAGCCAGGCUCUCAGCCACGCAGCAGGUCAGUCAGUGGGAAGCGUGUGUGCUCCUGCUGUAAUAACAUUCUGGGCAAAGGAGCCGCCAUGGUCAUCGAGUCCCUGGGGCUUUGUUAUCAUUUGCAUUGUUUUAAGUGUGUGUCCUGCCAGUGUGACCUCGGAGGCUCUGCCUCAGGAGCCGAAGUCAGAAUCCGGAACAACCAGCUCUUCUGCAACGACUGCUAUCUCAGAUUCAAAUCUGGACGGCCAACUGCCAUGUGAUGUAACCCUGCAUACGAAAGCACUGAUGCAGAUAGAAGAGGAGGUGGUUGCUGCCGGUGUAGAUCAAUAAAUGUGUGUUGUAUGUCUUUUUCGCUCCCUUUUUAAAAAACUAGUCACUUGGUUUUUUUUUUUUUUUUUUGCCUCUUUAGAUUACAUAGCAACACUGCAGCCUUGAUAAAACUUGUAUUUUUGUUGUUUAUUUAUAAGAAGGAAAUUAUGUGUGUUGGGAAACAGUGCAGUAUUUACUUUUGGAAUUCAGACAUCAUAAAAGCACAAGGGAAAAAUAAAAACAAAAUAUUUUUUGAGGCUGAUAAUUGUCUAGUUUGAGUUUCUAGUGGUGUUUUGAAGAGGGUAUUUUAUUGCUUUUUUAAAAAAGUUCUCAAACAUUUGAAAUAGUUAAUAUAAAUACAUAAUUGCAUUUGCUGUUUAUUGAAAUGUAUGCUAAAUUAAUGCAAAGUAUAUGGGAAAUUUUGUUAAAAAUGCAUCUGCAAAUUUACUUUCCGUAUCUUGUUUUCCAUCUGUGUAAUACUAUUUUUAAAAAUUUUACCUCUGUAACACGUUAUUUGCUUGAUUAGGGGAGCUCCAUUUUCUGUACCAGAGUUGUUGCUAAGCAAUUCCCAAUAGCAGAGGGCUUAUUUUCACUAAUGACGGAUAACCAGGGUUUAUACGCUGGACAUUUUCUCCAGAAACCAGUGAGCAUUUCUGUUCAACUGCAUUUGUAAAUAAAUUUGCUGAUGUCUUUAAGA
This is a messenger RNA of Ochotona princeps (American pika), 6412 nucleotides long. RefSeq names its product LIM domain 7 (gene LMO7). Lineage: Eukaryota; Metazoa; Chordata; Mammalia; Lagomorpha; Ochotonidae. The transcript is spliced from 32 exons. Gene Ontology annotation, biological process: regulation of signaling; regulation of cell adhesion. The record is from RefSeq and is a predicted model, not a curated record. Gene Ontology annotation, molecular function: protein binding. The coding region runs from base 285 to 5666 and encodes 1793 amino acids.